Molecule: messenger RNA, 1060 nt
Organism: Prorocentrum cordatum
Lineage: Eukaryota; Dinophyceae; Prorocentrales; Prorocentraceae
Source: the annotation of a GenBank genome assembly
GGCUCGAAGUUGGCCAGCACGGCCUGGGCGGCGCGGCCGGGCAGCGCGCCGCCGCUGGCCCUCGGCAUGGCUGCCGAUGUGGUGACCUCCGCCGCGGCGAGGUGCAGAAGCCCCGCUCUCGCCCUCUCGUGCGCCGCAAUGCCUGCGAAGCGCCAGAUUACGGAGCUCGCGGAUCGCGCGACGGCGUUGGAGCGCGGGCACGCCCGCGCUCACGCCAAAAUCGACGACCUGGUGAGGCAUCGGAACGCGGUGAUCGUAGGGUCGUCCGCCCUCAAGAACCUCCACGCGGAAAAGGUCUUCAACGGCGGCAACCGCUGGGGCACGUUCAAGGCAGGCGUCGCCGACGCCCUCGUCCCCGAGCUCGCGCGCCACAUUGGGCCCCCCGACGACCUCGUCGGCCCCGUCGGCUCCGACGUGGACGGGGUGUUCGCGAGCGCGCGGCCAGCACUGGCCCGCCUCAACCAGCUUCUCCGCGCCCCCGGCGCCGCCCAGAACAUUCACGCCAAUUCGCGCAAGGGGCCAGGGGGGACGCGCGUCGUGAACGGGGACUUCGAGCUGAAGUUCAAGUUCCUCGGGCCGGCGGGGGAGAUCGCCAAAUGCAUCGAGGCCCUGGACAGAUCGUUGCGCAUGGCGCCUGGGCUUCCGGUACGUCAGCCAGACGGUCUACAGGCGCCCGCCCUCACGCGGCGCCCAACCGCCAACGCGCUCAUCAUGUUUUUUGCGACCACGGACACGGUGGUGGAGGAGGGCUUCGACGACAGGAUCGUGGAGGUGGAGGUGGAAGUCGCGGAGGACGAGGACGUCGAUGGGGAGGUGACGGACGAGGCCACCGCGUCGUUCCCCGCCCCGGGCGCGCUGCUGGUUGCAGGGAUAUCGUUGCAUCCUGCCACGGCUCGCGACACGCCACGCGUGUACGAGACCGGGGGAGACUGCAUCGAGACGGCCCUGGGCCAAGACGACUACGAUGGCGACGAGGCGGUCACGGCGAAGGUCAAGCGAGCGGCAAGCGGAGCGGGAGAGAGGGGCCGGUUGAAGCGGCGGCUGGGCGGCGAGAGCGGAG